Molecule: messenger RNA, 1259 nt
Organism: Calliphora vicina (urban bluebottle blowfly)
Lineage: Eukaryota; Metazoa; Arthropoda; Insecta; Diptera; Calliphoridae
Product: death-associated inhibitor of apoptosis 1-like
Exons: 1
Coding region: 39-986 (315 amino acids)
Biological process (GO): negative regulation of apoptotic process; regulation of cell cycle
Cellular component (GO): cytoplasm; nucleus
Molecular function (GO): cysteine-type endopeptidase inhibitor activity involved in apoptotic process
Source: RefSeq, a predicted model, not a curated record
CCCGUCGGAAAGGACCGCAAAACGAAAACUAAUUUACAAUGGCUUGCAAUGCACUAAGGGAAUUACCAAUGCUGCAACCAAAACCCAUUACUCACAGCAGCAGUAUAUUAAGGCCGCAGUAUAGAUUGUGCGAUCGCUUUAAAAAUGAAGACGAACGUUUGCAGACAUUUGAUAAUUGGCCACUCAAUUGGCUGGAUAAGAAUAUAUUGGCUGCCACUGGAAUGUUUUAUACAGGCGAUGGUGAUAAAACCAAAUGCUAUUUUUGUGAAAUAAUGAUUGGCAAAUGGGAACUACAAGAUGAUCCUGUGCAAGAACAUUUACGCUGGUCACCCAACUGUCCGCUGUUAAAACGUCGCCUAACCAGUAAUGUACCAAUAAAUAAUAUUACUCUAGACCAGUUAUUACCACCAGCCAAAUACGCCACAUACGAUACUCCACCCAUUCAAUCAUGGAAAACAAGACCAAGUACCGAUUACUCUAUUAAGGCGGUACGUUUACAAACAUUUGUCGACUGGCCACGAAGUAUGAAACAAAAGCCUGCGGAAUUGGCCGAGGCUGGUUUCUAUUAUAUGGGUGUUGGUGACAGUGUAAAAUGUUUCAGCUGUCAGGGCGGUCUUAAAGACUGGGAGGUGGAUGACGAUCCCUGGGAACAACAUGCUUUAUGGAUGGGAGACUGCUGCUCGUAUGUAAAGCUAGUAAAGGGUGAAGCAUUUAUUAAAAAUGUGGUUUGUAAAUUUAAAAAUCCUACACCCAACAAAAUAUUGGCAGAAAGUGGUGAACAAAACCAAUUGAUUAAGGGGGAAGAGACGACAUCAGCACCAUCGAAUGACUAUAAAUCGUGUAAAAUAUGCUUUGACAAAGAAUGCAAUACAGCCUACAUACCAUGUGGUCAUGUUGUGGCCUGUGCUGAGUGCUCCGUCGCAACGAAAGAUUGCCCCCUGUGUCGAGGGCCAAUUCAAAAUAUUGUACGUAUAUAUUUAUCUUGAAAAAAAAAAUAAAACGGCAGAUUCGACGAAAUUUUUUGUAUAUUCAUUUUAUUGGAACAAAUAAAAUUUAAUAAUACGACAAUACGGGCCUAAUUUUGUAAAACGAAACAACAAAAGUUUGAAAGAAAUUGUGUUGAAAAAAAUGGAAAAUUGCUAAAUUAAAUAAAAUAAAGAUUAUACGAUUUCAAUACUUUUCAUUCGAUGUUUUGGUAAAUAUGUAUCUAUGGUAAAUAUUUUAUAAUAAAAAGUUUAUUAAAAUAGUUAAAAAUCAAA